UCAAGCCUCCCACCUCUCGCUGCUUCUUAAAAGCUAACCCCUAGUUUUCUGAAUUUCUCCUGAGAUGUGGUACCAAUCACGGGGAGAUAACAUUGUAGCCUUCCCGUAAUUUACUGCAUUUUCUGUGUCAGCUGCAGGCAGAUUUAUUCACCACACACAUCUUCGCUUAUGAGAAUGGAUAGGGAGGACCAGUGGUCAAAGGCUACAGGGAGGAAGGAGGUGACGUAGGACAAGCUAAGAAAGGAGUACAAGGACAGAGGAUGGUGUGUGUGACCUGCAGGAACAUUCUCCAGAUGCAAGACCUCAGAGCAAGCUAUUGAGCCGAGAAGCCUCAGAGAAAUCAGCAGAUAGCCACGUCUAUCUGACUGUGAUAGGACGCACAGAACACAGACUUAUCUGGAGGUGCUACUAUAUGGGUGCAUCUCUGACUGACACCACAAACUGUUAGUCAGAUCCACAGCAGACAACGUUCCCUAGUGAAUAAGGCUCUGUUUUGUGGAACAGAAAUCUCCAAUGACAGUUUCCUCCUCUUUUUCUCUGGCAACUGUGAUGCUUCAUUUUGAACAUUGUUAUCACAGAUCUUAUGCUCUCCAUCUUUUGUACAAGAAACAUAUUCAUUGUAGCCUAUCAGUGGAGCAUAUCUUCUGAAACUUAAGUUUAAUAUCUGUGCACACAUUUCAGUGGGCUGUAGUAGAACCAUACAAUUAGUUUUGCUAUAAACACGAGGGCAUUUAUUUCCUCAUUCACAAGGUACAAGAACUAAUUUCUGUCUCCUUCCAUCAAGGCACGUGUAUGACAAAAGCAGCCAUGCGCAAGCUCCAUUUACUUGAUUGUCCUGUUAGGUUUUGACUAAAUCACAUGGUCUUCAUGAGCAGAGAAAGUUUGCUCAAUUGUCAGACUGAAAUGUUCAAAUGCUCUAUUUUUAAGUACUUUGUUAGAAUUUGAACUUGACAGUUCAUUUUGACUUUGAAAACUAGCUGACAUAUAAUGUCCACUCAGUAUCCACUUUUUCUGUUGUAGGACUUUCACCCACUAUUUUGUGACAGCUGGGCAAACUUGAUCUGCUGAUGAAGAUGGGGAGAGAUGUGUCAAAAGCUGCAGGACAAUAUAAGUGGCACUUGUUUUGUGCUGUUUCCAAAAAUGAACUGUCACACUUAAGCUGCUAAGUUUCUUAUGCCUUUUGACCUGCUAGCUGUGGUGCCUAAAAUUUCAGCGUCAGUGUUGUUUGGUCCAUUUCCAACAGUACCUUUACAAAAACAGUUGCGAUCAGGCCCCUCUAUGGCUACAGUUUUACUGGGUUCAGACAACUGUUGUAGACCUUACUUUGUUGAAGGAACAAUUGUUAAGAUUGUUUAAAGAAACCAACAUGGCUGCUGCUUUGGCGGCAGAACUGAAGCAGUCAUGCCACUUCUGACAGUUAUUAUUCAGCCUAGUAUCACUACUGUAGGAAAUACUUCACUAUAGGAAGGAAUGUUAAUCUCUUGGUGACUCAUCUUCUAGCAUCACCAUCAGGACAAAAUCUACACACAGUUUGACUCACAUGCUUCCAGGGGUGAAAACUAUUUUUUGAUUGUAAUGAUAUCAUGGCUUUGUUAGUGGCACCUUCAGAAAAACUGCAUAUUAGCUGCACAGUUUUGUAAGAGCAGCAAAAGCACCAAUACCUUCUCAGUUUUCUUCAGCACUUUUGUACAGUGGGGUGUGAUGACCAUAAUUUUGUUCUAAUAAGAUGCUUCCCCAGUGUGCGGAGUGAGAAAAGAUGCACUAAAACUCAAACUUGGACUUUGAGUCCAACGAACCUGACUGCUGUUAUUUAUAAAGUGCCUUAAAUAUAACAAAGGGAUGGGAGGAGGAGGAAGAACAAACAAAGGGGUAAAACUGCAGAAAAAGAGGGAAAGGAAAGGGUGGGGGCUAGGUUAGUCUUUGUUGGGAUUAGCUCCUCAGACAGAAGAUCGAUGUGCAGCUAUUCUAUUGUGAGAAUGUGUCUGUCUGUCCAUGAAGGGAUGUAGGAGCCCAUGGGCGGACAUUGAAGUGUGCUGUUUAUUCACAGUGUGGGAGCAGCUCAGGAAGCAGCCAACGAGAGCUUCCUGGGGAAAAGGGCUAUGGGUGAUCCCCGCUCUUCUAUAGGAGGAAAUGAACUGCAUGGGCAGGGGCUUGAUGGAGACUUUCAGCCCCGGGGCCCAGAGAUGUGAACUAACCACAGACACUCAACUGCCCUGCCCACUGAACUUAUUAAGCAUCGUUCUCCGCACAUAAUGAAGGUGUCCUGCGGAGGCCCUUCAUCCUCCAUCCAGUCUCUAGGGUCCAAAGCCCUGGGGUGCUACCAUCAGGUCAAGAAGCUGGAGGAUAGCGGCAGGGAGAUGGAGUUCAGCAUGCGGAGGUGCCAGGGUGGCGAGCUCCUGCACCCUGAGGACAUGGUGGAGGAUGUUCUGGAGGACAAUGACUUUUUGCAGUUAGUCUUCACAGGAGAAACUGAAAGAUAUGACACUUCUCCCCUGGCAACUGCAGUACAAAGCUCUUAUCAAGAGCCCAACAAGUACAUUUCCCUGGAUGGCACCAGCUUGACCACAGCCGAUUUGGUCAGUUUGGGUCAAGGCUUGUUCAAAAUAAAGUUAACCCUGGAGGCCGAGGAAAGAGUCCAAAAGGCCAGAGAGCUCAUUGAUGUGUUUAUAAGAGAAAACAAAGUUGUGUACGGAGUCAACACAGGGUUCGGAAAGUUUGCAUGCACACUCAUACCAAAAGAACAACUAAUGAAGCUACAGGAGAAUUUGGUCCGUUCUUCUUGUGCUGGAGUUGGUGCCCCAUUGAGCAUAGAAAGGACCCGCAUGGUGCUGGCUCUGAGAAUCAAUACCCUGGCAAAAGGCCACAGUGGAGUCUCCAUGGAAACCCUUGAUUCUAUGAUCAAGGCCUUUAAUGCAUCGUGUUUGUCCUGGGUACCAGAGAAGGGCACUUUGGGAGCGAGUGGAGACCUGGCUCCUCUGGCCCACCUCACCCUAGGCCUGAUGGGGGAGGGCAGGAUGUGGUCACCACAGAGUGGCUGGGCCGAUGCCAAAGCUGUUUUGGAAGGCCAUGGGCUCAGACCACUUGUACUCAAACCAAAGGAGGGACUCGCUCUGAUCAACGGGACUCAGCUGAUAUCAUCGCUGGGUGCUGAGGCUGUGGAGAGAGCCCUGGCUGUGAGCAGACAGGCUGACGUCAUAGCUGCCCUGACUUUGGAAGCCCUGAAAGGCAGCAAAAAGGCCUUCCACAGUGCUAUCCAUGAAGUGAGAGCGCACCCUGGUCAAGUGGAAGUGGCUGAGAGGCUUCGCUCUCUGUUGGACUCUGAUGUCUUCCCUUCUCAGAUCGCAGAGAGUCAUAGAUCAUGCACACGUGUUCAGGAUUCCUACACCCUGCGCUGUAUCCCACAGAUUCAUGGAGUGGUGAAUGACACAAUAGCUUUUGUCCAGAAGUUGAUUUCCACUGAGCUGAACAGCGCCACGGACAACCCAUUGGUAUUUGCAGAAGCUGGAGAGACUAUGUCUGGUGGGAACUUCCAUGGAGAGUAUCCAGCCAAGGCCCUGGACUACUUGGCUAUCGGUGUGCAUGAGCUGGCCAGUAUAAGUGAGAGGAGGAUUGAGAGACUGGUGAACCCGGCCCUCAGUGAACUGCCAGCUUUCCUUACCCAGGACGGCGGUUUGAACUGUGGCUUCAUGGUGGCACACUGCACUGCUGCUGCCUUAGUGUCAGAGAAUAAAACUCUGUGCCACCCAUCCUCCGUUGACUCCCUGUCCACUAGUGCAGCAACUGAAGACCACGUGUCUAUGGGUGGGUGGGCUGCUCGCAAAGCCUUGAGAGUAGUGGACCACGUGGAGCAAGUGCUAGCCAUAGAGCUGCUGGCUGCUUGCCAGGCUCUGGAGUUCCUGCGUCCUCUAAAGACCACUGCUCCUCUGGAGAAGGUCUAUGAGCUACUGCGCUCUGUGGUCAGUCCCUGGGAUGGAGAUCGCGUGGCAAGUCCUGACAUUGAAGCUGCUCACUCACUCAUCAGACAGCAAAAGGUGUGGAGGACAGUUCAGCCGUACAUGGAUGAAUAUAGGAGAAAGCUGAAAACAUGAAUGUACAGAGAGCAAAGCUACAGCACACAGUUGCCUGAAUAUGAAAUGAGGCACACAGGCUGUUUAUGUGAUGAAUAAAA
Molecule: messenger RNA, 4168 nt
Organism: Monopterus albus (swamp eel)
Lineage: Eukaryota; Metazoa; Chordata; Actinopteri; Synbranchiformes; Synbranchidae
Product: histidine ammonia-lyase-like
Exons: 23
Coding region: 2253-4088 (611 amino acids)
Biological process (GO): L-histidine catabolic process
Cellular component (GO): cytoplasm
Molecular function (GO): histidine ammonia-lyase activity
Source: RefSeq, a predicted model, not a curated record